ACGUUUGGUGUAAUAAAAUAAAAAUAGAUGUUGGGAAAGAGAUUUAAGAAAGUCACAACUGUAGGGGAAGAAGUAGUUGAACUGAGUGAGAUCAAAGGGAGUCAGAAUUCGGGCGAAAGAUGCGGAACGACAAUCCAAUUUUAGUCGUAUGCCUUAGUCUCUGCAUCAUAUUCUUCUUUGUUAGCGCCUCGUCUGAUGAACCCCAGCUGGGAUCGGCUCGUGUUGUUUUUCAGACAAAGUAUGGUGAUAUAGAAUUCGGAUUCUACCCGAGUGUUGCUCCUAUUACGGUGGAGCACAUUUUCAAGCUUGUUCGACUCGGAGGCUAUACCACAAACCACUUCUUUAGGGUGGAUAAGGGUUUUGUUGCCCAAGUGGCCGAUGUGAUUAAUGGAAGAUCGGCUCCUAUGAAUGAAGAGCAAAGAAUAGUUGCAGAAAAGACCGUCAUUGGUGAAUUUAGCAAAGUUAAGCAUGUCAGAGGUAUUCUUUCAAUGGGCAGACACGAGGAUCCAAAUAGUGGCGGAUCUUCGUUUUCAAUACUUCUUGGAGAUGCUCCUCAUCUUGAUGGCGAGUAUGCAAUAUUUGGCAAAGUUACUAAAGGUGAUGAAACACUGAAAAAGCUUGAGCAACUCCCUACUCGUCGUGACGGGAUCUUUGUGAUGUUUAAGUUUGUGUUAGCAGGUUGUGGCUUAAAGAAGCCUUGUCUAUGGGUUCAGUCUCAAACCCCCCGAGACUCCUUAUCUAUAUAAGUAUGAAUUGAAUCUGAAAAUUUGGUGCCAUUAUUUUAUAUAUAUUUCUAAAUUUCUUCAGUUUAGAUCUCAGUAAACGUAUUAGAAUCUUGGAUUGUAUAUGGAUAUGUAUAGAUACAAAUAUGUAUAUAUAUACAGAUAUAUAUUUCUUGCUGUUGCAUCCUGAGCCUUGAAUGUGUUAAGACCUGAAAAAAUAAGCAAGAACAAACCAGAAACCAAGCACAACACUAGCAAGACAGUAAGUAAUUGAAGCACAAAAGUUCUGGAAUUUCUAUUAAGAGGAAUAGGCAAAUGCACUCUCACAGCCACUGGUGGUAUUCGAGAGACCACCAACUCUCCACACAUUUAACAACUCACUCUAGGAUACCCUUACAAACCAAGCCCUUACCUAUUUAUAAAAUAAACCACAACCUAUUCCCAUUCCAAAACUGACAUCAAUAACACACAACUUAAAUAACAUAAUAGUAAUUAAUAGCAACCCAUUACAAUUCUAUAACCCCAGAAUAUGAAUCAGCACCUCUGUUUCUUACGUCUAACAUAAGUGAUGUGAGUUGGAGGCCUAACAUUACCCGCCACCCAAACUCGAACAUUGUCCUCAAGGUUGAAAUGGGGAAAUUGCUCUGUAAGCACCUCAAAGCGCUCCCAAGAAUCCUCAAAAGCUGGCAGCCCCUUCCACCUGAUGAGAACCUCAGUACCCAUAUAGUUGGGAUGUGUGGAGGAUCGCACACUAACCACUUCCAAUGGUUCCACCAAAAGCUCCAUGUCAGAAGAGAGAUGAAUAGGAAUAGCAGGAAAAGAUGCAUGCUUACCCACUGCUAGCUUAAGCUCAGAGACAUGGAAGACAUCAUGAAUCUUGGAUGUAGGGGGUAACUUAAGCUGAUAUGCGACCUUUCCAAUGCGGCGAAGUAUCUCAAAGGGGCCAUAAAAUCUGGGAGCUAGUUUUUCAUUGAUUUUGCGAGCGAGGGACUGUUGUCAAUCAGGCUUGAGUUUAACAUAAACAAAGGUCCCGACCUCAUAAUUCACAUCAUGACGUUUUGAAUCAGCAAAGGAUUGCAUCUUUUGUUGGGCUCGAGAAAGGUGAGACUUGAACUCCGUCAAAAUUACAUCACGUUGAAUCAGUUGUUGCUCUACUUCAGCAUUGGCAACAAAACCUAACUCAUAAUGGAUCAGGGGUGGAGGGUCGCGACCAUAAAGAGCUUUAAAAGGUGUCAUGCCUGCCGAAGAGUGGAAAGAGGUAUUGUAGCUAUAUUCAGCCCAAGAUAGCCAUGCAGACCAACGAGAGGGUUUAUCCAAAGCAAAACAACGCAAAUAGGUUUCUAAACCCCGGUUGACCACCUCGGAUUGGCCAUCAGUUUGUGGAUGAUAGGAGGAGCUUCGUUUGAGUUCAGAGCCUUGCAAAGAGAACAACUCUUGCCAAAAAAGACUCAUAAAUAUCUUAUCCCGAUCAGAAAUAAUACUCCGAGGUACGCCAUGUAAGCGAACCACACCCUGAAUAAAAACUUCCGCCACAGAAGGGGCAGAAAAUGGAUGCUUCAAAGGAAUAAAGUGUGCAUAUUUGGAAAGUCGAUUGACAACUACUAGAAUAGAAUCAUACCUUUUUGAUUUAGGUAAGCCUUCAAUGAAAUCCAUAGUAAUAUCAUCCCAAACUUGUUGUGGAAUUGGCAAGGGUUGAAGAAGUCCAGCUGGAGACAUGGCUUCGUACUUGCUGCGUUGACAAACAUCACAUGUAGCAACAAAAUUCUGGACAGAACUUUUAAUGCCUUUCCAAUGAAACUCAGCUGCCAAACGAUGAUAAGUACGACGUAUUCCAGCAUGCCCUCCGACCACCCCGCAAUGGAAUUCGCGAAGCAAUAAUGGAAUAUAAGAAGAAUCAGCUGGUAAAACGAGUUUCCCAUUGUAUCUCAAAUGGCCCCCAACAAGUGAAUAUGCAGAAUAAGAAGCGGGAUCUUGCGGCACGCAGUGCUUGCUAUUAGAAAGAAAGGCAUCAGCAUCAACUUGCUCCUUGAGUUCCUCAAAAUCUUGAAUGAUUAUGGCAGAAAGUGUACCCAGCGAGACUUCAACCGGUAAUCGUGAAAGGGCAUUAGCAGCAGUAUUGGCACUUCCUGGCUUGUAUUGAAUGUCAAAAUCAUAGCUCAUAAGCUUUAAUAACCAUUUAUGAUGCUCGCCAUCGACAACUCGCUAAUCUAAUAAAAAUUUUAAGCUGCGUUGGUCCGUAUGAACUAUGAACUUUUGACCAAGAAGAUAUGGGCGCCACUUCUUAAUAGCGAAAACAAUUACCAUUAGUUCUCUCUCAUAAACAGAUUUAAUGCGAGAGACAGAGCUAAGCUUGUGACUGUAAAAAGCAAUGGGACGAUCUUCUUGCAUACUGACAGCUCCCAACCCAAAACCAGAUGCAUCUGAUUCAAUCACAAAUUGCUUAGAAAAAUCAGGUAGCGCAAGCACUGGUACACUGAUCAUGGCUUCUUUAAGUUGGCGGAAAGCUGCCUCUGCUUCCGCAUUCCACCCAAAAGCGUCUUUCUUCAGUUGCUGAGUUAAUGGCCAUGCGAUCUUGCUGUAAUCUCGCACAAAACGACGAUAAUAGCCAGUAAGGCCUAGAAAACCUCAUAAGGAACGAAGACUGGUUGGUUGAGGCCAGUCCACCAUGGCUUGUACUUUUGUUGGAUCAGCUGAGACUCCGGUAUCAUCAAUGAUAUGCCCUAGAUACUCAAUCCUCGUUUGAGCAAAAACACAUUUCUUAGAAUUAGCAUACAAUUGAUUGGCACGCAAUAAAGAAAAAGCACACCGUAAGUGAUAAAGAUGACUUUCUUCAGAUGAACUGUAUAUCAGAAUAUCAUCAAAGAAAACAAGAACAAAUUUUCGGAGAUAUUCACGAAAAACCUCAUUCAUCAAGGAUUGGAAAGUGGAGGGGGCAUUGGUAAGCCAAAACGGCAUGACAAGAAACUCGUAAUGCCCUUCAUGAGUGCAAAAAGCAGUCUUGGGCAUGUGUUCUCCACGGACACGAAUCUGAUGAUAUCCGGAUUUAAGAUCGAUCUUGCUAAAUACUCGGGCUCCAUGUAAUUCAUCCAAUAAUUCCUCAAUAACAGGGAUAGGAAAUUUAUCGGGAACUGUUGCUCGAUUCAAAGCACGAUAGUCAACACAAAAGCGCCAACUCCCAUAUUUUUUCUUCACCAAUAAAACUGGGCUAGAAUACAGACUCGAACUCGGUUGGAUAAUCCCAGCCGCUAGCAUCUCAGCCACUAAUCGCUCAAUUUCAUCUUUUUGAAACUGAGGAUAUCGAUAAGGACAAACCGAAAUUGGUGAGGUGCCCUCCUUGAGAAUAAUGGCAUGGUCCUUGACUCUAGUUGGGGGCAAGCAAGAAGGCAUGUUGAAGACAUCACUGAAAUUAGUUAAGAGAGUGGCCACUGUUGGCGACGAUAUAACCGGCGAAGCCGAGUUAUCCAAAUCAGGUGCCAAUAAAGUCAUGUGCCCAAGUUCCAACAGCAGACCAUGCCCCCCAUGAGUGAUCGUUCGCAUCAUGGCGUUUAAGGAAACUUGAGCUUUGCUCAAAGAAGGAUCCCCCUGAAGCUUAACCCUCGAGCCUCCCACUGAAAACCUCAUACACAUGGUACCCCAGUUCAUGUAAGAUUCCCCAAGAGUAGACAACCAUUGGUACCCCAAAAUUACUUCCGAACUGCCCAAACGCAGAGGAAAGAAAUCUGCAAUCACAUCAAAUUGUUCCAGGUGUAAGCAAACUUGUCAGCACACCCCCAUAGUACGAACCUCAUCACCAUUGCCCAUAGCGACUUCAAACUCUCGUGUAUGGCUAAUAGGCAAUUUUAUCUCUUCAACUAGGCUUGUUGAAAUAAAAUUAUGUGAGGCUAUAGAAUCAAUUAAAAUCACAACCUCUCGUUCGCCAAUCAGCCCACGCACCUUCAGAGUGUGUGGAGAGCAUAGACCCACUAAGGAAGAAAGGGAUAACACGGGAGAUUCUGGUUCAUCCUCCACCACUGAGUUGUCGGUAGUGGCUUUCGCGAUCAGUUCAUCAUCACCUGAAUCUUCUGGUUCCUCAUUGACCCAUAAAACUUGAAGUUCCUUCUUCUUACAGCGGUGUCCUGGACUAAAUUUUUCAUCAUAGCGAAAACAAAGUCCCUUCUCUCGUCUGGCUUGCAUCUCUGCAUCAGUUAAUCUGCGAAAAGAAGAUUGGUUAGGGGGUUUUGAAACUGAUAUAUUAGAGGAAAUUGGUCGAUUAACAGGUAUGGUGGAUGCGUGAGAAGAUCGGUGAGUGAAAGUAGCACCAGAAGGAGUACGCUGCCCCAUUGAUAAAUUGGGUCCAGAUCAGUAUGACAAAAGGGCCUGAUUUUUGUCUUCAAUUUUCUGGGCUAAUUUCAUUUUCCUGACAAGGCCCAUGGGCUUCAAAAUUUUGAGUUCAGCCCUAAUGUCAUCACGUAGCCUUUUUAUAAAAAUACUUUCCAAUACUUGUUCCGAUAAAUUACGGGGAGGGGCUGAAAGUAUUUCAAACGGCUUUAUAUACAUCUGAACUGUGGUGAGUUGCCAAAGAGAAAAAAGUUGCUCGUGAAGUGACCCUUCUUGAGAUGACUGGAAACGUUCGAGAAGCAUGUCACGGAAUUCGUUCCAGCCGCGAAAAGGUCGUCUUCCAUCCUCCCAAUAAUACCACGAAAGAGCAUCACCCUCAAGACACACCACUGCUGCGCGAAGCUUCUCUGAAGGAAACAUGUGGUUGAUGUCGAAAUACCUCUCAGCUCGAAACAACCAUCCAUUUGGAUUAACCCCAUCGAAAAUGGGCAGCUCCAACUUCCUGGGUAACAAAUCAGACGAGUUUCUAGGCGCAAGUAACUCCGCAGAAUUUUCGACGUCCAUACUCUUCUCCUUAUCACUACUAGAAGUUGCCGCUGGAUUCGGACUUGCACCAGAUCCAGCAGAAGGUUGAGGACCCAAGUUGGGCCUUUGAUGAAUAAAGUCAGUGAACUACCUAACAAGGGCGCAAAUACUUGACUCCAGGUUUGGAAUUUUAUCGAUUCUGUUGUGUAGUUUUUCAAUUUCGAGUGCCUGGAACUCAGAUUGCAGCUGGCCAAAUUCAGUGUGAAUGGCCUCCAAUUUUUCCUCCAAAUCGUCGACCCAAUUCUUCACCCGUUUCACGCCUGCCAUAGUCCAGGAAGGAGACUGCUCUGAUACCACUGUUAAGACCUGAAAAAAUAAGCAAGAACAAACCAGAAACAAGCACAACACUAGCAAGACAGGAAGUAAUUGAAGCACAAAAGUUCUGGAAUUUCUAUUAAGAGGAAUAGGCAAAUACACUCUCACAGCCACUGGUGGUAUUGGAGAGACUACCAACUCUCCACACAUUCAACAACUCACUCUAGGAUACCCUUACAAACCAAGCCCUUACCUAUUUAUAAAAUAAACCACAACCUAUUCCCAUUCCAAAACUGACAGCAAUAACACACAACUUAAAUAACAUAAUAGUAAUUAAUAGCAACCCAUUACAAUUCUAUAACCCCAGAAUAUGAAUCAGCACCCAUUACAAUUCUAUAACCCCAGAAUAUGAAUCAGCACCCAUUACAAUUCUAUAACCCCAGAAUAUGAAUCAGCACCUCUGUUUCUUACGCCUAACAUAAGUGAUGUGAGUUGGAGGCCUAACAGAAUGUUCUUCCUUUAAUUUUUGCAG
Messenger RNA from Humulus lupulus (European hop), 6411 nucleotides. RefSeq names its product peptidyl-prolyl cis-trans isomerase CYP23. Gene Ontology annotation, biological process: protein peptidyl-prolyl isomerization. The transcript is spliced from 6 exons. Gene Ontology annotation, molecular function: peptidyl-prolyl cis-trans isomerase activity. The coding region runs from base 120 to 746 and encodes 208 amino acids. The record is from RefSeq and is a predicted model, not a curated record. Lineage: Eukaryota; Viridiplantae; Streptophyta; Magnoliopsida; Rosales; Cannabaceae.